This is a messenger RNA of Symbiodinium sp. CCMP2456, 1146 nucleotides long. The record is from the annotation of a GenBank genome assembly. NCBI's taxonomy places the organism in Eukaryota, Dinophyceae, Suessiales, Symbiodiniaceae.
AUGGCUGCGCAGCCUCCACACUUGGAGGCGAAGCCGCGACUGAAUGCAAAGACGCUGUUCGUGGUUGGUGCCAUUAACCUGAUUGACAGUAUCAACAUGAACAUGCUUUUGCCAUACGUCGACAAGAUGGUGUCCGCCUAUCUGGAUGUCAGCCCACAGAGCCCCGAAGUGGCCACAACUGCUGCUCUGCUCAUCGGGGUCUAUUCACUCCUCGAGGUGAUUGUCUCUCCUUUCUGGGGCAUGCUGGCCGACAUGAUCGGGAGACGGCCGUGCCUGCUAAUCGGGCUUGCGGGCUCCGUGAUUGCGCCCAUUCUACUUGGUUUCAGCAAGAACAUUAUCAUGGCGUUUGCAGCUCGCGCAUUGGACGGCUUCUUCUGCGGCAACAUGGUGGUUACGAAAACCUACCUUGGUGAGCUCGUCGACGAGAAAAGCGAGGCACGCGGCUUCAGCCUUCUGGCCUUUUGCUUCUCGCUUGGCCUCAUCUUGGGUCCUGCCAUGGGCGGUCAAUUGGUCUAUCCGGCGAGCUGGGCACCCAACAUCUUUGCGGAAACCAUCUUUGACGAGUACCCCUUUCUCCUGCCCAACCUUAUCUUUGCCAUCUUCGCAGCGAUCUCUUGGUGCAUCGCAGCCUUCUGCAUAGAGGAGACUCUACCGAAGAGCCAACGCUGCAAGUGUCGCAAGGUCUUCAGACGACAGGGCACCAGGCCUCAAACCUUGCAGCGCGCGAUGUCAGGUCCGAUGCACGAGAAGGACUCGGGGGUGGACACGUCUGCAGACCCAGGAAGUGCACGAGGCUGCUAUCCACUGCCUACCAUCCAGGUCAUCAUCAUGUACUGCGGCCUGACUGGCCGCGUAAUGGCACAGGACCAGUUGAUGGCCUGGCUGGUGUCAUACGACCGCUCUGUGGGCGGGUUUGAGCUGAGCCCACGGGCGAUCUCCAUCAUUCAGAACGUAGGUGCUGCGGGCGUCAUGCUGAGCCAGAUGACCCUCUAUCCGGUGCUGACCAAGAAAAUAGGCUUUCUCAACACCUUGGUGGUCGGCUUCGUGCUCAGCAGCCUUGCAUAUGGACUUUUCCCACUCUACGGCCUGCUGGCAAAUCCAGAGUACGGCUUCGGGGCUGCAGCUAUUGGAGAGAGGUGGUCCUAG